AUGGUAAAGAAGAAUUCUUCAAAAGGUAAAACUGAAGGUAUGACCAGUCGUCUACAACUGGUUAUGAAGAGUGGUAAAGUGUGUCUGGGCUAUCGUUCCACUGUAAAGUCAAUUAGGAAUGGCACUGCUCGUCUUGUAAUUAUAUCUAAUAACUGCCCAUCACUAAGACGUUCUGAGAUUGAGUAUUAUGCAAUGCUCUCUAAAACUGGAGUUCACCACUUCCAAGGUGGGAAUAAUGAACUUGGUACAUCAUGUGGUAAACUUUAUCGUGUAAGCUGUAUGGCUGUUGUAGAUCCUGGUGACUCAGAUAUUAUUAGGUCCUAUGAAUAG
Cryptosporidium muris RN66 is the source of this 330-nucleotide messenger RNA. RefSeq names its product 60S ribosomal protein L30, putative. The transcript has a single exon. NCBI's taxonomy places the organism in Eukaryota, Apicomplexa, Conoidasida, Eucoccidiorida, Cryptosporidiidae. Gene Ontology annotation, cellular component: cytosolic large ribosomal subunit. Gene Ontology annotation, molecular function: structural constituent of ribosome; RNA binding. The record is from RefSeq and is a predicted model, not a curated record. Bases 1 to 330 code for a protein of 109 amino acids.